Messenger RNA from Planococcus citri (citrus mealybug), 1800 nucleotides. RefSeq names its product recQ-mediated genome instability protein 1-like. NCBI's taxonomy places the organism in Eukaryota, Metazoa, Arthropoda, Insecta, Hemiptera, Pseudococcidae. Gene Ontology annotation, cellular component: nuclear body; RecQ family helicase-topoisomerase III complex. Gene Ontology annotation, biological process: double-strand break repair via homologous recombination; resolution of meiotic recombination intermediates. Gene Ontology annotation, molecular function: nucleotide binding. The transcript is spliced from 10 exons. The coding region runs from base 158 to 1708 and encodes 516 amino acids. The record is from RefSeq and is a predicted model, not a curated record.
ACAAGUUGCGGUUACUGAUAACCACAAUCAGAAUGUGCGCCAAGAAAUGAAAAAUUGUUCAGCGUUAAUUAUUAUAAAAAAUCAUUAAAAUGGUGUGUAAAAAUUGAGCCAACUAUGCUCUAUCCCUUUACCAACAAUACUAUUUUUCCAACUCACAAUGGCAGAAAAUCAGAUUCGCGACGUUGUUCGUUUCUUAAACUCCAGACACAUCAAAAUCAGCGAACAAAACGAAUGGCUCGUGGAAUGCUACGAGUAUUUUAAAUCCAAUAAUCCGCAGAGUAAUCGCGUAGAAACGCAGGAGUUCGUUUACGAUCAAUGGAAACUUGCAGAUCUCCGUGAUAUAGCUGAGGGUUCCUUACAACCAAAUAUUGCAAAUAUUCCUGCAACGUCCAUCAAUGAGAAAAUUAUAUUACAGGUCGACAGUGUUCUGGAUGUAGCGGAGUCGUGUUAUUCACAACUGCUGAAAAUUAGAAACGUUAAUACGUCGAACGUGGAAGCUACUGAAACUAAACCUCAAGAUUGGGAACCAAAGAAAAAAAGAAUGUUGAAAUUAACUUGUACCGAUGGUGUUCAAACAAUUUAUGGAAUGGAAUAUAAACUCAUACCUUCGCUUAAAGAACCCUUUUACCCAGGCUUCAAAAUACUAGUCAUUGGUCCGGUUGAAUGUAGACGCGGAACACUAUUACUGGGACCUCAAAAUAUUCAAUGUUUGGGAGGUGAAGUGGAUUCGAUUAUGGUUGAGAACCAUUUGGAAAACAUACUCGCUAGAAAAUUGAAUGUACCCGAAAAUCCUAAUCCAUUUAAUCCAACCCAACCACCAGACAAUAUGGCAAAUAUGAAUGGUAAUAAUCACGUAGACGACGAUAAUGGAGCUCAAUCGACGGUACAAAUGAACAAUAGAUCUGAUGAUGUGGACGAAUUUUCGGACAACAAUGAAGAUAUUUUUUUAGCCGAACAUCUGACUCAAAUGGAAAAUCUUCUCCGGAUGGGAACAUUACCAACCACCAACUCUGCUCCUUCAGCAUCGAGUGAUUCAAAUCGCGGAUCAUCUACAUCACGUCAGACAAAUUCAUUUCCAUUAAGCACCAGCGGUUUUCAACCCUUUUCGUCACGUGAGCCCGAUGUAUCGCCAUCUACUUCGCAUGGUAAAAAAGUUGGGAUAGCUCAUCCAAUUAUUUCAACUAAUAAUUUUUCUUCCAAGAGAACGGCGCCUUCUCCCAUUCAGUCUGAUAUCAAACUGCCUAGAGUCAUUGCUAAUGAAGUACAGGAAAAUAGACCUAGGCAAUUUCAAACAUUCAAUGAAAAUAUUGGUUCGUCUUCUUCGGCAUCAGUCAACUUGAAAAUCAAAGAUUUAAAACGACUUGUGAACUCCGAUUGUGGUAUUCGUAAAUGUAACGCUUCAUUUUUACGCAUUACUUCGAAACCAAAAAUCCGAGAGGAAGUAUGGCACUUAUCUGGAGAAAUUAAGGAUGAAACUGGAGAGUUAGAUGUGGCAUUUUCAGAUCCCUUGUUGGAAAAAUUGUUUGAAUUUUCUGCUGUUGAAAUUUUAUCGCAAAAAGAAAGAAUGAAAUCCAACCCCGAUAUUAAAGAAAGGAUCGAUGGUAUUUUAAGGCGUGGUGUUCAGAGACUUACAUCGCUCAAGGGACAAUUCCAUAUAGAAUUUUCCAACAGCUUUCGUCUCCCCACAGUUACGAACGUUAUAGAAUAAAAUAUCAAUCCGACGUACAAAUAAUAUCGUUGGUUUUAUUUAAUGUUAUUUUUUUAAGUACAAAUAAAAAUCAUUUUCCCAUUUUAUAUAAA